Molecule: messenger RNA, 1602 nt
Organism: Pseudovirgaria hyperparasitica
Lineage: Eukaryota; Fungi; Ascomycota; Dothideomycetes; Acrospermales; Acrospermaceae
Product: amidase signature enzyme
Exons: 10
Coding region: 1-1602 (533 amino acids)
Source: RefSeq, a predicted model, not a curated record
AUGGCGCAACCCAGCUUUCGCCAUGCGUGGAAAUCAGGCAGUCCGCCACCGGGCUUUGAAUUCCAUCGUCGUUCCAUAACCAAAAUCGAUCCGUUGACUGCAUCAGCUCAUGUACUCCAAGAUAUGCUUACAGCUGGUGAAGUCAAAAGCGCGGAUCUUGCAGAGCACUAUAUCUCGCGGAUCGAACAGUACAACGGCUAUCUCAACGCAGUAUUUCAAUAUGCGCCAGGAGUGAUGCAACGAGCCAAAGACAUGGAUGAGAAACGCAGUCAAGGCACUGUCCUUGGACCUCUGCAUGGAAUACCAAUUCUACUCAAAGACAACAUGUGUACAACGCCAGACUUGGGCAUGCAUACAACUGGAGGAGCAGUCGCACUGAUAGGCGCAGAAUGUUCGUCAAAUGCGGAAGUUGUUCAAAAGCUUCUUGAUGCCGGCGCAGUGAUUUUAGGAAAGACAACAUUAUCAGAGCUUAAUUUCAACAGGGAUUCCCAUCUUCCGUGUUCUUGGUCAGCAGUCGCAGGAAUGGGCCAGUCGCCGUAUGUCAAAGGAGGUGUCGAUCCAAAUGACAAUGCCGGAGGUCACAGCAAUCCAGGUGGGUCAUCCUCUGGGUCUGCCAUCGCUGUCGCAGCCGGACUUGCACCCAUUGCCGUAGGCAGUGAUACAGAUGCAUCGUUGACGGCACCUGGUGUAAGAGCGGCAUUAUAUACUCUUAGACCCACGCUCAACUUGGUGCCCGUCCGUGGUGUUCUGCCUAUGGCUCAUUCGUUUGAUACGGCCGGUCCGAUGGCCAAGAAUCCGAGGGAUUUGGCCAAUCUUCUCGAUGUUCUAGUUGAUCCAUCUACGACGAAGGUUCCCUCAGGUGGGUACGUCUCGGUCUUGGAUCAGAGCUGGACCGGUAUACGCAUUGGAGCUCUUGACCCCGAGAUUUGGCAGUAUCCAGAUUGGCUGUGCAAGCCUGAGGAAGCCGCGACUCAACAGAUCAUCCGCGACACAAGAAACGCGUAUGCUCGGGUUCGGUCUCUUGCCGAUUCUUUCCAUGAAAAUGUGGAGCUUCUAGAGGCUACCGAGUUUAUGCUCAAUGGGGAUCACUCUAUCUAUACCAUCGUUGCUGAUGACUUCGAAGAAGACAUGAACGGCUUUCUUUCAGAGCUCACGAAGAAGAAAUUCGAUGAUCUGAGAGGAAUGGUCAAAUGGAAUGCUGAAAACGUAGAAGAAGCACUAACAAAAGAAUAUCCUGGCCAGGACAAAUUGACUGGUGCUCUAGAGACUAAUCUGUCUGUGGAUGCUCGAAACGAAACUGUUUCACACUACAAGCGAAUCGGGGCAAGCUUUGAUGAGAUUCUCAAAAAGUAUGAUAUCAACAUCAUCAUUGCUCCUGGGGAUUGCUUCUUUUGCCAGUAUGGUCCCGCAAACGGUUACCCCGUUGCAGCUCUGCCAUUGACCACAUUGGACUUCAACGGACGACCCAUUGGUAUUCAAGCUAUCGCAGCCGCUCAUCAAGAGCCAUUGUUGCUGAAGUUUAUGAGCGCGUGGGAGGCAACGUUCCCUCGGCCCGUACCACAUGGUUACGGUGAUGUUUCACCAAAUGAUCACAGUCUCUAA